CCUCCGGCUCCCCUAAGACGAGAUGCCAUCGGGCUUCCAACAGAUCGGCUCCGAAGAUGGAGAGCCCCCUCAGCAGCGAGUGACUGGGACCCUGGUCCUCGCUGUGUUCUCAGCUGUGCUUGGCUCCCUGCAGUUUGGCUACAACAUUGGGGUGAUCAACGCCCCACAGAAGGUGAUUGAACAGAGCUACAAUGAGACCUGGCUGGGGAGGCAGGGGCCCGGGGGCCCCAGCUCCAUCCCGCAGGGCACCCUCACCACACUCUGGGCCCUCUCUGUGGCUAUCUUCUCCGUGGGCGGCAUGAUUUCCUCCUUCCUCAUCGGCAUCAUCUCCCAGUGGCUGGGAAGGAAGAGGGCAAUGCUGGUCAACAACAUCCUGGCCAUGCUGGGGGGCUCCCUGAUGGGCUUCGCCAAGGCUGCGGCUUCCUACGAGAUGCUCAUUCUUGGCCGGUUCCUCAUCGGCGCCUAUUCAGGGCUAACAUCAGGACUUGUGCCCAUGUAUGUGGGAGAGAUCGCCCCUACCCACCUGCGAGGUGCUUUGGGCACGCUCAAUCAACUGGCCAUCGUCAUUGGCAUUCUGAUCGCCCAGGUGCUGGGCUUGGAGGCCAUGUUGGGCACCGCCACGCUGUGGCCCUUGCUCCUGGGCAUCACAGUGCUGCCCGCACUCCUGCAGCUCAUCCUGCUGCCCUUCUGCCCCGAGAGCCCCCGCUAUCUCUACAUCAUCCGGAACCUGGAGGGGCCUGCCCGAAAGAGUCUGAAGCGCCUCACAGGCUGGGCCGAUGUGUCAGGAGCCCUGGCAGAGCUGAAAGAGGAGAAACGCAAGCUGGAGCGUGAGAGGCCCCUGUCCCUGCUGCAGCUAUUGGGCAGCCGUAGCCACCGGCAGCCACUGAUCAUAGCCGUGGUGCUGCAGCUGAGCCAGCAGCUCUCGGGCAUCAAUGCCGUUUUCUAUUAUUCAACCAGCAUCUUUGAGACAGCAGGGGUAGGGCAGCCGGCCUAUGCCACCAUAGGAGCUGGAGUGGUCAACACGGUCUUCACCUUGGUCUCGGUAUUCUUGGUAGAACGGGCUGGGCGCAGGACACUCCACCUCUUGGGCCUGGCAGGCAUGUGUGGCUGUACCAUUUUGAUGACAGUGGCUCUACUUCUCUUGGAACGGGUUCCAGCCAUGAGCUAUGUGUCCAUUGUGGCCAUCUUCGGCUUCGUGGCAUUCUUUGAGAUUGGCCCAGGCCCCAUUCCCUGGUUCAUCGUGGCCGAGCUCUUCAGCCAGGGGCCCCGCCCAGCAGCCAUGGCCGUGGCUAGCUUUUCCAACUGGACGUGCAACUUCCUCAUCGGCAUGGGGUUCCAGUAUGUGGCGGACGCCAUGGGCCCCUACGUCUUCCUCCUAUUCGCCGUCCUCCUGCUCGGCUUCUUCAUCUUCACCUUCCUCAGAGUGCCUGAGACCAGGGGCCGGACAUUUGACCAGAUCUCUGCUGCCUUCCGCCGGACGCCCUCCCUUUUGGAGCAGGAGGUGAAGCCCAGCACGGAACUGGAGUACUUGGGGCCAGAUGAGAACGACUGAAGAGCCGCCAGGCAUGGGGGCGGGGACAGCCUACUUCCCCCACCCCCAGCCCCUCCUUUCCUCUGCAGCACUUUAAACCCCCCCCUCUUCC
Molecule: messenger RNA, 1643 nt
Organism: Ochotona curzoniae (black-lipped pika)
Lineage: Eukaryota; Metazoa; Chordata; Mammalia; Lagomorpha; Ochotonidae
Gene: SLC2A4
Product: solute carrier family 2 member 4
Exons: 11
Coding region: 23-1552 (509 amino acids)
Biological process (GO): cellular response to insulin stimulus; D-glucose transmembrane transport
Cellular component (GO): membrane
Source: RefSeq, a predicted model, not a curated record